Molecule: messenger RNA, 2500 nt
Organism: Jaminaea rosea
Lineage: Eukaryota; Fungi; Basidiomycota; Exobasidiomycetes; Microstromatales
Product: Pkinase-domain-containing protein
Exons: 5
Coding region: 228-2294 (688 amino acids)
Biological process (GO): protein phosphorylation
Molecular function (GO): protein kinase activity; ATP binding
Source: RefSeq, a predicted model, not a curated record
CAUCGAUCGACUCUCUCAACCGACUAGUUGCCACAAGGUCGAACCCCUCUCUCGUGUCCGAACCCCGAUCUUCAUCUUGAUCAUCACACGAACCUAACCAAGAGGCUCACGCGGCCCUUUCGUGCUCCCCUCCCAUCAUACCAGACCACUGAGCCGCGUUCCAGCAACAUAGCAUUCAGGCAGCCCAUUGUCGAGGCCAGGCCAACCAUCACCUUUCUCCACCCAUCAUGAACGGAUACCAUGCAGAUGCGGGCCAGCCACCUCCGCAGAGCGCUGAUCCGGAAGACUACUACGUGCGACAGCAGCGCAUUGGCAAGGGCAGCUUCGGUGAAGUGUAUCGCGGCAUCUACAAGCCAACAGGUGCAUCAGUCGCCAUCAAGGUCAUCGAUCUGGAGAAUGCUGAAGACGAGAUUGACGACAUCCAACAAGAAAUCAGCAUCCUCAGCCAGCUGGAUAGCGAGCAUGUCACAAAAUAUCAUGGGUCGUGGCUCAAGGGCUCCAACCUUUGGAUUGUCAUGGAAUACUGCUCAGGAGGAUCUUGCUCUGACCUUAUGAAGCCGGGCAGGCUGAGGGAGGACUACAUUGCCAUCGUUAUGCGUGAGCUGCUCAAGGGAUUGGAAUAUCUUCAUGCGCAGGGCAAGCUCCAUCGAGACAUUAAAGCCGCCAACGUCCUACUCUCGGCAUCCGGCGACGUCAAGCUUGCAGACUUUGGUGUCUCGGGUCAGCUGACGGCAACGAUGACGAAGAAGAAUACUUUUGUCGGCACGCCCUAUUGGAUGAGUCCGGAGGUCAUCAAGCAGAGCGGCUAUGACUUCAAGGCGGACAUCUGGAGCCUGGGCAUCACGGCGAUCGAACUGGCCAUGGGCGAGCCGCCAUACGCUGACUUGCACCCGAUGAAGGUCCUCUUCCUCAUCCCCAAGAACCCCCCACCUCAAUUAGACGCCAGCUUCUCCAAGCCCUUCCGCGAAUUCGUCAGCUUCUGCCUGCAGCGAGACCCCGCCAGCCGCCCCUCAGCCCGCGAUUUGCUGCGCCAUCGCUUCAUCAAGAAUGCAAAGAAGACCUCUACGCUCAUCGAACUGAUCGACCGUCUGGCGCGGUGGAGGGCGGAAGGAGGAGAGCGCCAUGAGCACCACGACGAUGGUGGGGAUGACGACGAGGAUGAGGAGGGGGAGGAUGACUUGUGGGACUUUGGUACUGUCAAGAACAAGACGGUCAGGAGGACAGAGCCUACUUUGCCUGUCGCCCCUGCAGCUGGUGGAGCGAGACAGGCAAGCACAGCCUCGUCCGAUACCUUCCUUACGCCCAACACGACGCCGCAGAAGGGCACAGUGCCCCGCAAUGCGACCAUCGGGCGGCGUUUUGGAACAGGAGGUUCGUCUGGAUCGUCUGGAGGGUCAUCGAACGGUGGGACGGUGCGACCGGGUGUAGCACUCGCUCGUCCUGGGCUGUCGGGCGUCACUUCGCAGCAGCAACACCAGCCGGCGUUGCACCAGUACGGCCGUCAGGACCCCUCCGUGCACAACGUUGCCGGGUCAGGUUUUGAGCCCGUCGCAGCGAGGGACUACGGUGGGCCACAGCAACGUCAGACCAGCCCGUCGAAGUCAACUCAGCCACAAGGCUCGCAUGGCCGGUAUCGCUCUGCUGCAGAGGCCUACUCUGCCGCCAUCGAAGGAGGGUCUCGCGGGGGCUCAGGGCGCCGCGCAGCGACGGAGCAUGACAAUGAGGACGACGAGCUGGAGCGUCGUAUCCAAAUGGAAACCGAGAGGAGACGAAUGGAGGAAAUGAGUCUCGAUGUUGACGGCAGGCGCCGCGGGGGUGGCAGCAGCGACUCGGCCGGCGAAGCUCCGCCGCCGUCAGUACGCCAGGUGUAUGGUGGGCCAGGCUUCAGAGGGGGAGACGACUCCCCUGAUGCUCUCGAGGGUGGGGGCAGUAGCGGUGAAGCGUCAGUAGGAGCAGGUCCUCCCAAUGGCAAAGGAGCCGCACCGCCUCCUCCUCAGGACCAAGAACCAGUCACUGCCCUCGACACGGUUCUCCUUCCCGUUCUCGAGCAGCUCUCCCUAGCCGUUUCUCAACAUCACCAACGCAGGGCCAGUGCAGGAAGCUCAGCGCCCACAGAUGCGGACGAAGGAGCUGCGCAACGCUCGAUCCGCAGUCUCUGUGCGGCCCUCGUGGAGUGCGAGAGGAUGACGAGGGGCUUCUCGAACGCCUUUGCGAUUGAAGUCUUCCAUGCUAUGAACGGGGAGGGAGAGGGAGACGAGGGAAAUCAGGAGGAGGCGCAGGGAUGGGCGCAGUAAGGUCAGCCAGGGGCUCGACUGCGCUCGCCACUUCUUCACGAUGCAAGACGCUCCCGCCCACAAAGGGACGUCAUCGAUACCAUGCACGCACAUCAACACGCGAUUCAGCUUCACGCUUCUCAUUCCAAACCCAUGUCUCCUCAACAUCAUUCGUCCUCUCAGCGCUUCUCUAGUCGCACAAGAUCAAUGCCAAUCGCUUGCCUACU